AUGGCUUUUCCGCAUCACACCACCAGCUACCAGCCCUGCGAAACGUUUUUCGUCGAGUCGACUGAGGAUCUUAACCCUCGUAUCGACCCCAAGGAGCAAGCCAAGCUCAUUGCCCGGGAAAGACAAUAUGCCAUUGCCGAGCAGCUCUCGACUUUGGCCAAGGAGGAGUAUCUAGAUGACUGCCUGUCUCACAUGCUUCAGAUGGAUACUGCUACCCUCCCUGACGUCGAGUCCAUUGACAUUCAAACCGAAAUCCAAUGGUUCAUGCGUCCCUACCUUCUCGAUUUCCUCAUUGAAGCACAUGCCGCCUUUCAGCUGCAGCCUUCCACGUUGUUUCUGACCAUCAACCUUCUCGACCGAUACUGCUCCAAACGUGUCGUGUACAAGCGUCAUUAUCAAUUGGUGGGCUGUUCAGCUCUGCUUAUCGCCGCCAAAUACGGCGACAAGAAGGAGCAUGUGCCGACUAUCAGAGAGCUCAAGUCUAUGUGCUGCUCGCUCUACGAUGAAGACAUGUUCCUACAAAUGGAGUGGCAUGUGCUGCAGACCCUCGGCUGGACCAUUGGGCACCCUACAGUGGAUAGCUUUCUCAACAUUGCUUUGGUAGACAAACCAUACGAUCCAGAAGUGGAGCACCUCGCCUUGUACAUACUUGAGAUCUCGCUUUUUCAUCGAGAAUUUGUCUCCCGGCCUUCUGCCGAUCUUGCCAAGGCCUCGCUUGCUCUUUCGCGUUGCAUCCUGAACCGACGCCAACCUCAUCACACGGAAUGGGCUUCGGACUAUGAUUCAGCCACAUUGGUUGGUCUGUCUCAGCAGCUGCAUCAACCGUCCCAGGUUCUGUACCGCAAAUACUCUUCUGGUCACUACUCGAGAAUCUCUAAGCUAUUAGAGCAAUUCCUGGCUCACCAAGCCGCCAUCGCCAGUGGUCACUGUGCACCACCUUCCCCUCCAACGGAAGUUCCUGCAGAGUCGAAGCCAUAUGCCGAGGAGGCUGGUCUUGCCACACCGCAGAAGCCACACAGCAACCAGCCUCAUGGUUACCUCACUCCUCCCAUUACCCCGGAAAACGAUGGAUUCAACAAUGGCAAUGCAACAAAAGUCGCCGGCAAUAUGUGCCCUGCAUCCCCUACUCCGCCACCAACAGUUUCGUUCAGCGACACGCAGAUGUACGAUGCAGAGGUUUAUGCCCAUUGCCAACCGUCACCUCAAUCGUCUCAUAUGGAUUGUACCCUUGCCUACUAG
This is a messenger RNA of Talaromyces rugulosus, 1239 nucleotides long. RefSeq lists its product as uncharacterized. Gene Ontology annotation, biological process: mitotic cell cycle phase transition; regulation of cyclin-dependent protein serine/threonine kinase activity. Gene Ontology annotation, molecular function: cyclin-dependent protein serine/threonine kinase regulator activity. NCBI's taxonomy places the organism in Eukaryota, Fungi, Ascomycota, Eurotiomycetes, Eurotiales, Trichocomaceae. Gene Ontology annotation, cellular component: cytoplasm; centrosome; nucleus. The transcript has 2 exons. Bases 1 to 1239 code for a protein of 412 amino acids. The record is from RefSeq and is a predicted model, not a curated record.